GUUAAAAUGGCGCUGCAAGAGGUCAAGAAAUAUUUGUGGCAUGCGUUUAUUGUAUUAGAUGUACAACAAACAGGCACAGUUCAAAAAUCUAGAUUAAAGGUUUUAUGUAAUAACAUUGGACAAGCAUAUGGAAAAGAAAAAACAGAAGAAGUUUUAGAUGAAAUUGAAGAAACGUCACUCUCUUUUGAAGACUUUUUUGAUAUUUUUCAACAGAAAGUUCUGACAGAUGUAGAAGAUCUGAAUUCUGAAAACAAAGCAAAAAGUUUGAACAAAGUGGAAAAUUAUUGUUGGUUAUUGUGUGGCGCCAAAUAUACAAAACGAAGUGAUAACUCAGCAUGUGCACUUUCAUCCACAGACAUUUUUAAAUUAUGGCAAAUAUUUAAUUGUUUCACAGAAACUGGCGAUGAUGGACUUGUUCUUUUACCUUUGAGUAUUGAUAUUGAAGAAAUACGUCGAAUAAUACAACUACUGUGUCAAACUCUUGGACUGUGUGAAUUAGGUCGUUGGAAAGUGAGCGAUGGAAAUGACAAUUUAAUCAAUUUUGAAACUUUUUUAAAAUGUGUAGAAUCAGCAUUUCCUGAACCAGGCAAUGACUUGACUGUAGGAAUCAAAGAUGUUAACUAUGACAUAUUGAAUGACAUUCUGAAAAAGGGAUUUCUGACCAAGUAUGGUAAUCGGUUGACAACAUGGAAAGAGAGGUGGUUUAUUCUCUACCCUAAUAAAUUAAUGUAUUUUGCUAGUCAAAGUCGUGUUAGAGUAACAGAUGAAGAUGGUGAUAGCAAGGGUUCGAUUGACAUCAACUCUGGUAUUAAAGUGGAGUCGUUACCAGAUAAAAGUGGAUGUAAACCAAAUCGUUUUGUUAUCAAAGUACCGGGUAGAACAUAUGAGUUAUGUGCCCCUGACAUACGAUCUAAGAAUGAAUGGACAGCAGCCAUACAAAAAGCUAUUGAAUACAGUGCUGAUGAUAUAAGUUUUGUAAAACAAGGAUGGAUUGACAGAAAGAGAGAGAGAGAAGAAAGAAGAAAAGCAACAGCUGAAGAUGAGUUAAAGAAACAACAAGAGAAGGAAUUGAUUGAAAGACAACAAAGGGAAUUGGAGGAACAUAGAUUGAGAAAUUUACAAGAUCAAGAAUUGCUUGAAAAGCGUAUGCAAGAACUACAAUCAGAGAAACUUGCACGAGGUGAGAUCGAAGCCAAACUGAAAGAUGAAGAAGCUUUAAGAUUAGCUGAACAAGAAAGAUUGAGAGAAUUGGAAGAAAUAAAGAAUCAGUUAGAAAGAUUGUUAGAAGAAGAACGUCAGGCCAAAAGAGAUGAAGAAAUUGUCAGAAAUCUUCAGGCCAGAAUCCUUGAAGAAGAGUUUGCUAAAAGAACUGAACUUGAAAAGCUAAAAGAAGAACAAGAAAAAUUAUUGGCACAAGAACGUAACCAGAGAGCUGGGUUAGAAAGCGAACGACAGAAACAAGAACAACUAUUCCAAGAUGCACAGAAACGUCUGAUGGAACUUGAACAAGAAAGAAGUGAUGCUGAUAAACAGCUAAGUGAAGCCAUGGAAAAAAUGAAGUUAGCCGAAGAAGAAAGAUUUAAAAUGGAGCAUAAGUUGAAGUUAAGGGCCAUCAAUAAUUCCAUGGGUUUGUCUAGACCAACUUUUGCCUCUGAUCCUAAUCCAUUUGUUACUCAUCGAGGACGAGGAGCCUUCUCUGAAUCAGAUUUCUUGAAGGUGAAAAGUUCACCAGAUGAUAAUGGAAAUGUUUUUGAUUAGAUAUAAUUGUAGGGUUGUGGGGAUGGGUUUUGUUGGGUUUUUUUUUUUUUUUUUUUUAUCACAGUAGCGUUUUAAGCAUAAUAUUACUAUCCUCAUGAUAGAAAGAGAAAGAAAUGUCACCAUAUUUUAAGACAAUGCAGAUCAAAGAUAAGUUCUUGAUUGUACCCUUAAAAAAACAAUUUAUAUGGGUAUAAAUGAUGACAAGAAUAGCAAUGACAUGUUAUUCUUUUCAUCAGGGCAAAUAAAAAAAUAUUCUGGUUUUUAGAUAAUUGCACGUCACUUAAAAAGAGCCACAUGACCCGUUUAUGGAGCCACGGUGGGUCAGUGAGUAAGAUGUUGGCUCGCUAGCCUGGAGGUCUGGUCGAUCCCUCGUUGGCCAGAAAGUUUAUCAGGGAUUUUCUGCCGUGGUUUCGUCUUGUCAGUCGUUUGGAUAAGACAAAAAAAAACGCAGUCCUGUGCACACAUUAGUGUGCACGUAAAAGAUUCCUUUACAGUUAGAAUUUGAUAUAAGAGUAGGCUGUAGUGCCGCUGUACAGGCCAAGUUUCCGCUCAUCGCACAAUGUAUGACGUAUGCCCGUCUUCAUUAGCCCAGUUCAGAGCAGAACAGUAGGACGUUAAACUCUGUUUCAUUUAUGACCUGUUUAUUAAUUACCACAUGUAAAUAUUUUCCCUAGAUUACAAGAGGUAACUACAUGUAUAUAAAACAACAUUUGAAUGAAUCCGCAAAUGUACAGUUUGCUAAGUUAGCAAAUAUGCAUCCCUGAUAAAUGUUAUGGACAAUCAUAAAUCAUACUGGGUAAUCAUACAUUCCUAUAAACAAAGUGAUCGGAUAAAUGUAGUGUCUUGAAACAUGAUGUUUAUGAGAAGUCAUUUAGCCCAGUACAUAAAAACGCAACAAAAAAAACCCUUCCUCCUGCAUCACAUUUUUAAGAAGGAUUGUCUUGAGAACCAGAAUAUUUUUUUGGUAUGGCCUUAUCUAUGACACCGAGCAAUUCUUUCCUUAGUUAUUAAUCAUAGAAGAAGAUAUUAAUGCAAGCAAGAAAUUUAAUAUGUUAAUUGAGAUCUAUUGCCAUUUAUAUGAAUUUUAAUGCUCAUUUCUGGCAUAAGUAAUAACAUUCAGUCAGAUUUAAAACAGGCCCAUCAAUUUGGUUCACAGCAAAUAAAGAUGGCAGCAUGGUUUUUAUGUAGGGAGUAGCAUAGGUUGAUAGAAUUUGCAAUUUGUCGUAAAUACUGAACGGAAUUGAAUCUUUAUGGACUGGUAUUCCUAAUAGAGUUUCAACCUUCACAAUAUUAUAGUUUUCAAGGAAUUCUAUAGUACUAAAAUUAGCCCAGAGUUUUUAAUUUAAUUACCAAGGGCAUUUCCUUCAUCAAAAAUGGUCAUUUAAUAAUAAGAUUAUGCAACAUUCUACAACUUUAUUAAAAACUAAAUAAUAAUUCAGUGGGAGUCAUAUCCCACCACACCAUACUUGUCAUAAGUAUUAUCUUUUGUUAAAUCAUAAUUUAUUGUAGUAAUAUUUAAUGUAAAAAUAUUAGUUCCAAAUAAGUUAUUGUAGUUAGAUGCCAUUCUGUGCAAAAGAGACAUUAAAUAAAAAGCAAUAAGAUAAAUGCAUCUAUCUUCAUAUUUUAUUGUUUGUUUGCUUUGUGCAAAUAUAUUUCAGAUAAAUUUGAAUAUGAUUGAUAAAUUAUUUAGAUAUAUUUGUGCUUCUAUGAAUUUUGAUUUUGUUUUUGUUUCUUAAUUAAAUGAUAAAAAAAUCAAUCUGAGUACAUAUAAUAGCUUGGAUUAUUAGCCGUGAGAAAUUUGAUAUUUUAGCGAAAAAUAUAAAUGAUACACCGUUACUUUAAAUUACACGAACUAAUAUACAAUUCCUUUAUGAUAUUGUCUAAUAUUUAGUAUGCUUAUAUUAGAUUGUGUGUGCAAAACUUAAGGUCAACAUACUGAUCCAUUACAAAGAAUAAGAUGAUGUAUAUGAUUCUUCGGGGUACACACCUUGUACAGUAUUAUAUGUUGCCCUAUUCAAGUCUGUCAUUCUUUGGGUUUUGGGUGGGUGAGUGGGUGGGGGAUAAUACUUGGAGUCAAUUAUUAUGUUGAUAUGAUAUAGACUAAAGUUAACCACAUGUAUUUUCUUGGUUAAAAUGAUAAUUCCACUACAAUCCAGUAUAUCAUAGCUAGUAGGUUAUCUGUAUACACCUACAAGGCAAUAUUUAAUUUUAUUUUAUAUACAUUAAUCACAUUAUCAUGCUUCUGGUUAGACCAAGCUGUUUCACACACACACACAUAUUCUAUAAAUCAUCACCUUCUGUUAUCAUGCAUUUUUUUUUCUUCUUGUCAAAACAAAAUAUUGUUUCACUUUUUUGGAGCAAUAACCAUACAAAAUGUUUAUUCCAAAUGAUAUCCUAGAAAUUAUGAGUAUUAGUAAAAUCUGUUCAAAUCAAUUGUAACUUGAUGAAUUUAGGAAUGAUGAUUUAAUACUGUGUGGUAACUAUUGAUACUGAUUUUAAUCUCAUGCAGGAAUCUCAUCAAGUCCAAAAACUACUACUCUAUCAUUUUUCCAGCUACAACUCUUGUUUCUGUCAAAAAUUAUCUAAAUAAUGUAAUCUUGUACAUCAGUAAACAGUAGGAAAUAAUUCUAUCAAAGUCUAUCUAGAUAAUGUAAUCUUCUAACAGAUCAGUAAACAUUCUAAAUGAUGUAAUCAGUAGGAAAUAAUUCUAUCAAAGUCUAUCUAGAUAAUGUAAUCUUCUAACAGAUCAGUAAACAUGUAAGAAAUAAAUUCUAAAUGAUGUAAUCAGUAGGAAAUAAUUAUAUCAAAGUCUAUCUAGAUAAUGUAAUCUUCUAGCAGAUCGGUAAGCCUAUGUACAGUUCAUGAAGCAACAGAAGACAACCUCAUUUUUGGCAAUUGAAUUUUUCAAGCAGCUGCAGAUCAUAUAUAUUUGUUAAAAUAACAAAUUAAUUUUUUCUGACCAAAAACAUUAUAGCCUAUUUUGAAUAUAAAUUUUUUUAUGCAGUUGUAAUUCAUAUAUUGUGUUAUAUAACAAUUCACUUUUCUGACCAUAAACAUUAUAAUAUGUCAGCCUAAUAUCAUCAUAUUGUGUGUAUUUUUUAAACUGUUUUUGUUUUUCAUGUGCUAUUGGAUUUGUUAUAAUAUGGUGGAAAAUAAAAAUUAGAUUAU
Patella vulgata (common limpet) is the source of this 4926-nucleotide messenger RNA. RefSeq names its product switch-associated protein 70. The record is from RefSeq and is a predicted model, not a curated record. The coding region runs from base 7 to 1758 and encodes 583 amino acids. The transcript is spliced from 9 exons. Gene Ontology annotation, cellular component: nucleus; cytoplasm. Lineage: Eukaryota; Metazoa; Mollusca; Gastropoda; Patellidae.